Nannizzia gypsea CBS 118893 is the source of this 2421-nucleotide messenger RNA. RefSeq names its product ribosome biogenesis protein TSR1. Gene Ontology annotation, biological process: ribosome biogenesis; endonucleolytic cleavage of tricistronic rRNA transcript (SSU-rRNA, 5.8S rRNA, LSU-rRNA); maturation of SSU-rRNA from tricistronic rRNA transcript (SSU-rRNA, 5.8S rRNA, LSU-rRNA). Bases 1 to 2421 code for a protein of 806 amino acids. Gene Ontology annotation, cellular component: preribosome, small subunit precursor; nucleus. Gene Ontology annotation, molecular function: GTPase activity; U3 snoRNA binding; GTP binding. The record is from RefSeq and is a predicted model, not a curated record. NCBI's taxonomy places the organism in Eukaryota, Fungi, Ascomycota, Eurotiomycetes, Onygenales, Arthrodermataceae. The transcript is spliced from 3 exons.
AUGGCUCCCAUGGCGGUGCCAACCGAGCAGCACCACCACCGGAAUACGACGAAGAAAGCGAACAAGGUCUUCAAGUCCAAGCAUAUGACCAAGGGUGCUCUCAAGGAUCUCUCUAAAGGAAAAAUCGAGAUCGAGAGGGGCAGCCGCAAGACUCCCCACCAGCAGCUCAUGUCGAAGAUGCAGAGACGAAACCAGGCCGAGCAGAAGAAGAGACUGAAGUCUAAGGCCAAGUCCGAGGCCGUCAGUAUAUUCUCCGGCCAGCAUGGAGCACCUAGACAUGUGGCGGUUAUACCGGUUUCAGAGGGGGUUGACUUGGAUGCUGCAGUGCUACAGCUCAACAAGAGCGUUGAUGUGCCUGAUAGCGAGAGUUACAGUGGCAUAUGCCAAGUGCGCAUUGACAGGUUCAAGCAGAGUAUUACAUAUAUUCCUGCUACGAGGGACCUGAUCAGCGCAUUGGAUGUGUGUCGGCUAGCGGAUUUCGUCGUCUUUGUCGUUUCCUCUGAUGAGGAAGCUUUGGACGAAACGGCCCAGGUUCUUCUCAAAGCAGUAGAAGGUCAGGGUAUCUCCAAUAUCAUGUCACUUGUGCAGGGACUUGAGAAAAUACCAACCCCGAAAAAGAGAACACAAGUUGUCACUUCGCUAAAAUCUUCGCUAACACGGUACUUUCCCAGCCUUGAUAAGGUCCACUCUCUCGACUCUAGACAGGAUUGUUCGAACGUCAUUCGAGGCCUUUGCACUGCAACUCCCAAGGGCAUACACUGGAGAGAUGACCGGAGUUGGAUGUUGAUCGAAAAUGUGGAAUGGCCUGCAUCCUCGACAGAGGAAACUGGUGAUGUUGUGGUUACAGGUGUUGUUCGAGGGAAGGGUCUCAAGGCAGACCGACUAGUACACAUUCCGACAUGGGGAGAUUUCCAGAUAUCAUCAAUCACCAAGGUACCGCUCCCGUCGCGCAAGAAGGACGAUGCAAUGACUAUUGAUGAUACCGUGAAUGAAGAAGUUGUGGAUGAACCGACUGAAGAUGCCGAGGAUCUCACCAUUGUAGCUCCGGAAGAAGUAAUCAUGACAGACGAUACCCCUUCAAUGCUUGAACAGGAGAAAAAAGGUGUCUUGCUUGACGAUCACCAUUACUUUUCAGACGAAGACGAACCAACAGCAUAUGAGAUACCCAAGAGAAUACCCCGUGGUACAUCAAAAUACCAGUCCGCUUGGUAUCUCGAUGACUUUUCAGAUUCGGGGUCUGAUCUUAUGGACGAAGAGCACGACGAUGACGAGGAAAUGAUGGACAUGGAAGAAGGCCGGCCUGAGGAUGGUGUUUUCCCUGAUAACAGAGAUGUAAUGACUGAAGGUGGCGGUACCGAAUACCCACAAUCCGAGAUGUUCCUAGAUCCUUCCCCAGAGGAAGAAGCCAAACAGAUAGAGGAGUACCGAGCCAGCAAGAAGAGUGAGGCUCAGGAGGACCUUGAAUUCCCAGACGAAAUCGAACUUCAUCCCAACACACUAGCGAGAGAGCGUCUGGCGCGGUAUCGCGGGCUGAGGAGUCUCAAAACCAGCAAGUGGGAGACCGAGGAGGACAGGGCGCAUGAGCCAGAGGACUGGCGCCGCCUAUUACAGGUUCCAGACUACAAGGGAGCACGCAACCAGUGUAUACGUGAGGCUCUCGUUGGCGGUGCAAAGCCUGGAACCAAAGUGAACGUACACCUCCGUGCCGUUCCCUUGAGCCUGCAGCAACGCAACCCAUCCCCGAUUUCUCUCUUCUCGUUACUGCGUCAUGAGCACAAGCAUGCAGUUGUCAACGUUAAUGUGACACUGAACUCAACAGUGGAAUCACCUAUAAAGUCAAAGGAGGAACUGAUCUUCCAAUGCGGUCCUCGUCGGCUGCUGGUCAAACCCAUCUUCUCUUCUGCCGGAACAACACCCAACAACGUGCACAAAUUCGAUAGAUUCAUCCACCCUGGCCGCAAUGCAGUGGCUACCUUCAUCGGACCUAUAUCCUGGGGCUCCAUCCCCGUACUCAUCUUCAGACGCACAUCUGUGGCUGACCCAGAAGUCCUUGACGGAAGCGACGAAGCUAACACCAAGCCCGGUGCCUUAGAGCUCAUCGGAACAGGGACAUCCAUGGCCCCAGACCACGCUCGUGUGGUAGCCAAACGAGUCAUCCUCACCGGCCACCCAUACAAGAUCCACAAGAAGCUGGUCACCGUCCGCUACAUGUUCUUCAACGCAGAGGACAUUGCAUGGUUCAAAGCCCUUCAGCUCUGGACCCGACGUGGGCGCACCGGCUACAUCAAGGAGAGCCUGGGAACCCAUGGCUACUUCAAGGCCACGUUCGAUGCAAAGAUCAACCCGCAGGACUCUAUUGGAAUCAGUUUGUACAAGCGCAUCUUCCCUCGGAAAGCCGUGGAAUUGGACGCUCUUGGUUAA